This is a messenger RNA of Prosopis cineraria, 4325 nucleotides long. Its product is annotated as endoribonuclease Dicer homolog 2. Gene Ontology annotation, cellular component: cytoplasm; nucleus. The coding region runs from base 99 to 4244 and encodes 1381 amino acids. The record is from RefSeq and is a predicted model, not a curated record. Gene Ontology annotation, molecular function: ribonuclease III activity; ATP binding; RNA binding. Gene Ontology annotation, biological process: siRNA processing. Lineage: Eukaryota; Viridiplantae; Streptophyta; Magnoliopsida; Fabales; Fabaceae. The transcript has 22 exons.
CCUGCACUUUACUUGCUCGCUCUCUCUCUCUCUCUCGCUUCAAAAUUUCUUACUUGCAUUCUCUGUCACCAAUUGGCAAUUGCAGAGAUUGAGAAGCCAUGGAAAUAGAUGCUCCAACUUUCGCUGAUCCUCUUUCAUUUGCAAGAAGCUAUCAGCUGGAAGCUUUGGAGAAAGCUAUCCGCCAAAAUACCAUCGUGUUCUUAGAGACUGGUUCAGGCAAAACUUUGAUAGCUAUAAUGCUUCUACGAAGCUAUGCAUAUCUUCUUCGCAAGCCUUCCCCUUUCGUUGCCUUCUUUUUGGUUCCUAAGGUUGUUUUGGUUAAACAGCAAGCUGAAGCUGUGAAAAUGCAUACAGAUCUGAAAGUUGGAAUGUAUUGGGGAGAUAUGGGAGUCGACUUUUGGGAUGCUGCACAAUGGGCAGAAGAAAUACAGAAACACGAGAUACUGGUUAUGACUCCUGCAAUAUUGCUGGCUGGCCUGAGGCAUAGCUUUUUUAAACUGAAUAUGAUAAAGGUCUUAAUAAUGGAUGAAUGCCAUCAUGCUAAGGGUAGAGACCCUUAUGCAUGCAUCAUGACUGAGUUUUAUCAUCCUCAACUGCAAUCUAAAAGUUCUGAUCUUCCUAGAAUAUUUGGGAUGACAGCAUCUCCGAUUAAAUCAAAAGGUGGGAAUUCUGAAUUGACUCUCUGGAAAAAUAUUGCUGAACUUGAGAGCUUAAUGGAUUCUAAGGUAUAUACAUGUGCAAGUGCAUCUGUCCUUUCUGAAUUCGUACCAAUAUCUACCCCAAAGUUCAAAUUUUACAAGCACACUGGAAUUCCAUUUGAGUUAUUCAAAUGCUUGGCAGAUAAACUGAAUCUACUAAAAAAACAGUAUGAGUGCUUUGUGGAAAAGUCAGAGUUGACAAGUUCUGCAGCAGAGUCUAUAUGCAAAAGAAUAACAAAAGUUUUCUCAGCUAUAAUAUUUUGUUUGGAUGACUUAGGAGCUUUGUCAGCUUUGAAGGCUGCAGAAUUCUUAUCAUACAAUGAAGCAUUCUUAUCAUCCAAUGAAGCUGAAUUUUUUUCAUAUGAAAAUAUGGAUGUCUCUGGACAGACAACUGUUAGAAGAUUUACCUUGAACGCUUUGGAAAUGAUUUCAACUUGCAUAUUAUCUGGUCCUCGACAUACUAUUGGUAGUAAUGUUAGGUCAAAUAUGGAUGCGGGCCUAUUAACCUCGAAAGUUCUGUGUCUUACUGACUCUCUUCUUGAAUACAGGGACUUGAAUGAUAUGAGAUGCAUAAUUUUUGUGGAGAGGAUAAUUACAGCAAUUGCUCUAGAUGCUUUUUUGAGAGAAUUCCUCCCAAAUGUUAACGGAUGGAAGACCAAGUACAUAGCAGGAAACAAUUCGGGGCUGCAAAAUCAAACGAGGAAAAAACAAAAUGAAAUUGUAGAAGAGUUUCGUGUGGGCUUGGUCAAUAUCAUUGUGGCAACAUCAAUUCUUGAAGAGGGGUUAGAUGUUCAAAGUUGUAACGUGGUCAUUAGAUUUGACCCAUCUGCCACAGUGUGCAGUUUCAUUCAGUCCCGAGGACGAGCCAGAGUUCAAAAUUCUGAUUACAUAUUAAUGGUUGAAAGUGGGGAUUUGGCUACACGUUCUCGAUUGGAGAAGUACCUGACUAGUGGAGAAAUUAUGAGAAAGGAGUGCUUGCGUCAUUCUUCCCUUCCUUGUGAGCCUUUCAAUAGUGAUCUAUACAACAAGGAAACUUAUUGUGUUGAAAGCACUGGAGCGAUUGUGAAUCUCAGUUCUAGUAUUGGUUUGAUAUACCUUUACUGUUCUCGACUCCCUGCAGAUGGGUACUUCAAACCAAUGCCUAGAUGGGACCAAGAAACUGGGACGCUACUUCUUCCUAAGAGUUGCCCUAUAUCAUCUGUUUGUGUGCAAGGCUCCAAGAAAACCUUAAAGAAUAUGGCUUGUCUUGAAGCCUGCAUACAACUUCAUAAAAAUGGAGCUUUGACAGAUAAUCUUGUUCCUGAUAUUGUCAUUGAAAAAAAUUUGGCGGAAGAAUUUGUGAAUGAACCUUACAAUGAGGAGCAACCUCAUUAUGUCCCACCUGAAUUGGUUAACUGCCUUCCACACAAUGGAAGCAUGUUAUACCACUGCUACUUAAUAGAGUUGAACCAAGAAUUCAACUAUGAUGUUGCUGUUCGUGAUUUUGUUCUUGCAAUGAGAUAUGAACUUGACCCGGAAAUUGGGUGCAUGGAAUUUAAAAUGUGCGUUGAUAGGGGUGACUUGAUGGUAAAAUUCAGAUAUAUUGGUACAAUUAAUCUUGGCCUAAAUGAGGUUCUUCUGUGUAGAAGAUUCCAAAUUACUGUAUUUGGAAUUCUUCUGGCCCAUAAUAUUGAUAAGUUGACAGCCAUUUUAAAUGAACUCCAUUGGGGAGAUAAUCUUGAGAUUGAUUAUCUUAUGCUUCCAGCCACCGCCAUAGACCAGAGACCUUUGAUCGUUGAUUGGCCUUCUGUUACUUCCAUAUUUUCAUCUCAACAAGGUUGCAACAAUCACGGUGCAAAUGUAAGGACCAAGGAUGCUCUGGUCUGCUCCUGCAAACUUGAAAAUUCCUUGGUCUGUACUCCUCAUAAUGGUCAAUUUUAUAUCACCACUGGUAGAAUGAAAUUGAAUGGAAACUCUGUGCUAAGACUCAGCAAUGGCAGAAUUACUACGUACAAGAAAUACUAUAAAGAAAAGCAUGGAAUUGAUUUGCGUUAUGAACACCAACAGCUGUAUAAUGGAAGGCACAUGUUUCAUGUGCAAAAUUACCUUCACAGAAGCAGACAAGUGAAGGAGAGAGAAUCAACCAAAGCUUCAGUUGAAUUGCCUCCUGAACUAUGCUCUAUUAUAAUGUCACCAAUAUCCGUCAGUAUCAUAUAUUCAUUCUCGUUCAUUCCCUCAAUAAUACAUCGGCUUGAGUCAUUGCUUUUGGCUUCCAACUUGAAGAAACUGUGCAUGCAAAAUGAUAUUCCGACAGUCAAGAUCUUGGAAGCGAUUACUACAAAAAAAUGCCAAGAGUCAUUUCAUUAUGAAUCCUUAGAGACUCUUGGAGAUUCUUUCCUUAAAUAUGCUGCUGGACAGUAUCUUUAUCAAACCCAUCCAUCUUACCAUGAAGGUCUUCUCAGUGUGAAAAAGGACAGGAUAAUUUCUAAUGCUGCCCUCCGGAAGUUUGGGUGCAGCAGUAGACUUCCGGGCUUCAUUCGUAACAGUCCUUUUGAUCCACACAGAUGGAUUAUACCAGGCAAUAGCUCUGAAUAUGUUUCUUUAAAAGAGGAGUUAGCGUCCGAUACAACUAAAAUUUAUGUUAGUGGGAACAGAAAAAUAAAACCUAAGAUCAUUGCAGAUGUUGUUGAAGCCUUAAUUGGGGCUUGCCUCAUCACAGGUGGAGAGAAAGAUGCUUUUAAGUUUAUGGAUUGGAUUGGAAUUAAGGUGGAUUUUAAAAUAUCACCCAAUAAAACACAUUUGAGCAUACACGCAGAGAAGCUUGUAAAUGUCAGAUUUCUGGAAUCCAAAUUGAACUACUCAUUCAAUGACCGUUCUCUCUUGGUAGAAGCUCUGACCCAUGGUUCUUACAUGCUGCCAGAAAUUCCAAAAUGUUAUCAGCGACUAGAAUUUCUUGGGGAUGCUGUGUUAGAUUUUCUCGUCACUGAGCAUCUAUACAAUAAAUAUCCUGACUUGUCUCCAGGGUUGUUGACUGACAUGAGGUCUGCUUCUGUAAAUAAUGAUUGUUAUGCUCGGUCUGCCAUUAAGGCUGACUUACACAAACACAUACUCCAUGCUUCUCAAGAAUUACAUAGAGAUAUUGUUUCCACAAUAAAUGAUUUUGACAAGUUAUCUUCUGAACCGACUUUUGGAUGGGAGACAAGGAAAUAUUUCCCCAAGGUACUUGGAGACAUUAUAGAGUCUCUGGCAGGAGCAAUUAUGGUUGAUUCUGGAUUCAACAAAGAGACCGUGUUCAGAAGCAUCAUGCCCCUAUUGGAACCUUUGAUCACGCCUGAGACUCUACAGAUUCAUCCUGUCCGUGAAUUGCAAGAACUCUGCAGCAAACGACAUUAUAUAAUGGAGAAGCCAUUGGUGUCCACCAGCAAAGGCUUAACUUAUGUCACUGUUAGGGUUCUAGUUAACGGGAAAAUUUAUGAGGAAACCUGUGAAGCUGACCAUAAGAAGACAGCCAAAAAGCUAGCUUGCAAGGAAGUUUUGACUUCCUUGAAGAAGAUCAAUCUUGCAUGAAUAAACAAGCAAUUGUAUGUAUAAAUGGAUGAAACUUUGGUACUUAGCCUUGUAUGAUUAGUAUAUUUUUAUCCAAUUAAA